Molecule: messenger RNA, 1909 nt
Organism: Spodoptera exigua (beet armyworm)
Lineage: Eukaryota; Metazoa; Arthropoda; Insecta; Lepidoptera; Noctuidae
Source: the annotation of a GenBank genome assembly
UAUUUAUUUAAAAUGUCAAAUAGACAAUGACAGAACAGCUCUUUGUCUGCUUCAUUCUUUUCUUCCCUGUGAAAGAAAUUCGAAUGUAAACAAACUGCCAUGGUAAAGUUUAAAACUGCAGCAUCAGCCUAUAAAACCUUAAAUGGUCUUAUAUGUGUAUAUAAGCCACCAUGUGUCCCUGUGAAACAAGUGCUUCAUAUAGUGAAAACCAAUCUAUGCAGAGAUUUAAAUGCCUUACCUGACAGACCAUUAGAACAGAGGGUAGAGAUCAUAGGAUCAACAAACGAACCCAUGAAGGUGAAAGUAGUACCUAACUAUGCAGAUGAUCCUCGUGUCUGCGGCCCGAGAUAUAUCAUUGAAGACUUCAAGUGCACUUGGGCAUCACAUCUUGGUUUAUUUACCAGUGGUGUACUAUUAAUAGGAGUCAAUGAAGGAACAAAACUGGCAUACAAAAUUAAGUCUGGACAACCAACUAGAGCUUACAAGGUCCAUGGCCAGCUUGGCAAAGCUACAGACACAUACUUUUGGAAUGGCAAGACAGUGGAGAGGGCCACUUUUAAACAUGUCACCAGAGAAAAGAUUGAUAAGGUAGUUGCCAACAUGCAGGCUGCCCAUCAGAAGACCAUGUUUGAGCAAUCAGGGCUCCAGAUGGAUUUACAGUCUACAUAUGAGUUAGCAUCUAAAGGUUUGAUCAGACCAGCAGACAACAAGCUACCAGUUCUCUAUGGUAUCAAGUGUGUCUACUUUGAUUCUCCUAAUUUCACAUUAGAAAUUCAGUCAGUCAAUGAGUAUGACAAAUAUCUGUGGACACUAGUCCAUGACCUGGGGGUUCAGCUGAAGACUGCAGCUUAUUGCACUGGGGUGCAGUGCAUUAGACAAGCUAAAUUUGAUGUGAACCUCGCUUUACUGAGAAAACACUGGACAUUAGAACAUAUAACUGACAAUAUGAACACAUGCCAAGAAAUACUGGAUGAAAAUGAACAGCUAAUUAAACCUGAAUCUGCAUUAUUAACAGCAUAGACAUUUAGUAAACCAGUUUGUAAAUAAUAAACUAAUCAAAUUCAAUCAUUUUAAUUUAGUAUUAUUAUUACACCUUUAUCUUGACUGACUUUCGACAAUAUUUGAGAUUUAUUUGAAAAUCUCAUUUAAGUCUGUUUGAACAAACACUAGUUUCAUAUAAUAUGUAAACUAUUACAUUUAUUGGAAAUGUGCUGAGUUCUAUAUUAUGGCUGGUAAUAAUUAUAUUUUGAUUGUAAGAAGGUCUUUUGCAUUUAUAUCCAUUCAAUGCCACUUUCAGUCACUUGGCUCAAAAUUAGUCACUAGUGUCACUAGUAUCCUCUAAUCAACUGCCACUGGAUGAUGGUGUGGAUGGGGAAGUGUUGGCUUGCUUCUCCAUUUGUUCUAUCCUCUUAUGCCUUAUCAUAUUAGAGAGAAUGCCAUCGAAUGAUGUUGUCUUCUUCUUAGCUGAACCUCUCAAAGUAUCUUCUCCUUUACUACGUACUCGUAAUCGUAGCGAACUCACUUCAUCCAUAAAAUCGAAAUCUGACUUCUCUUCUCUUAUCGGCGAUGCUGGAAUUUCUGGUUGGUUUUCUUUACUGACAGGUAGCGGCGAAGGCGGUCUCCGACCAGGGCAUUUCCACUCCAGCGGUAGAGUUCCAGUUUUAUCCAAAGCCUUAUAUAGCUCCUCCAGUUCAGCUGGCUCUGGCAUCCAGUUUUUGCCGAUAAAUACACCGGUUUUAGAUAUUUCAUCGUCUGAACAGGGCAGGUCCCAUUCAUCACCUUGUAAUUCCACGGUGCCCAUAACUAAAUUCAACCAACCUCUGUGUUAAAACUGUUAUUAGAAAUAGAAAAUUGCAGUUUGCUUAUAUAAAAAUACAAAAUUAUUGUAUACUUAGAUCACCAACGUCAA